Penicillium daleae is the source of this 1944-nucleotide messenger RNA. Its product is annotated as glutamate--cysteine ligase. Gene Ontology annotation, molecular function: glutamate-cysteine ligase activity. The record is from RefSeq and is a predicted model, not a curated record. Bases 1 to 1944 code for a protein of 647 amino acids. Gene Ontology annotation, cellular component: glutamate-cysteine ligase complex. NCBI's taxonomy places the organism in Eukaryota, Fungi, Ascomycota, Eurotiomycetes, Eurotiales, Aspergillaceae. Gene Ontology annotation, biological process: glutathione biosynthetic process. The transcript is spliced from 7 exons.
AUGGGUCUUCUAGCGCUGGGAACCGCUUUGGAGUGGCCGGAAGCCAAGAAAAAAGCGCAUCAAGUGCGACAGUGGGGAAUUGAGCAACUUCUGGCGAAUUGGCGACGAGCCAAGGGUAAAGAGCGAGAUGCUCUACUUUGGGGCGAUGAGGUCGAAUACCUCGUGGUAGCACUCGAUGAUCAAGCCAAGAAGGCCCGUUUAUCUCUCGCCCAGGCCGACAUCCUGGAGUCUCUCGCUCGGGAUGAGGCUCUUUGGAAGGCAGGCUCCGAUACCAAUGGUGAACAUGGAGACCACGUGGGAGAGAAACCUCCGCACUUCCACCCCGAGUUCGGACGUUUUAUGCUGGAAGCCACCCCUGGCGAACCUUGGGGUAUUGGGUUCAAGGACCUGCUGAAGGUCGAGUCUAACAUGAAGUGGAGACGAGAAGUCGCAAAGGCACACAUGGCCCCGAAUGAAUCCCCCAUCACCCUGACGACCUUCCCGCGAUUGGGGACGAAGGACGAUUAUAUCCAGCCUUACUACCCCCAUCUGGUCCUGCACUGCGCUCACAAUUCAGGUCGCAAGGUUGAGCUGAAUGUGCCGGUCUUCAAGGAUCAGAAUACUCCUUCUCCUUUCAAAGAUCCUACUGUCAACUACGAUCUUCACCAGUGGCCCGAGGAUGCCGACGUUCGCAAUGGUGCCGCCAAAGACGAUCAUGUUUAUAUGGACGCAAUGGCCUUUGGUAUGGGCAGCUGUUGUUUGCAAAUCACCUUCCAGGCCAAGAAUAUGACUGAAGGUCGGAAGCUUUAUGAUCAAUUGAGUCCUCUUGGGCCAAUUCUUCUAGCUCUUACUGCCGCUACGCCCAUCUACAAGGGAUUCCUCGUCGACACAGAUGUGCGCUGGAACCAGAUUGGCGCGGCAGUGGAUGACAGAACCCCUGAAGAGCUUGGUGAAGCUCCUCUUAAAAAUGAUCGAUGGAGAAUUCCCAAGUCUCGAUAUGCUUCUAAUUCCACUUAUAUCUCCCAAGACCCUCGGUUGCGCAAGGAGUACCUGGACCCUGACCUCGUCGUUGACGAGGAUAUUAAGAACCGAUUAAUAGAGGAAGGCAUGGAUGCUAUGCUUGCUACCCACUUUGCACACCUCUUCAUUCGCGACCCACUGGUCAUCUUCUCCGAGGACCUGAAAGAACUCGACUUGAAUAAGGGAGACCAUUUUGAGAACCUCCAGUCUACUAAUUGGCAACACAUUCGAUUCAAGCCGCCACCAUCCGACAAGGACGACAUCGGGUGGCGUGUCGAGUUCCGAUCCAUGGAAAUCCAAAUCACCGACUUCGAAAACGCAGCGUUCAGCAUCUUCAUUGUCCUCAUUACUCGUGCUAUUCUGAGCUUCGACCUCAACUUAUAUAUACCCAUUGCACGCACAACCGAGAACAUGCAGACGGCUCAUACCCGCAACGCUGUACUUGACAGCAAAUUCUACUUCCGCAAGGAUCCAUUUGGCCGUCGGGCCCCCAGGCACGCUACACAGCACUCCACUCAUGGUAGCACCUUCUCUUCCGCUACCUCGUCAGCAGUCAACACACCUCCGCCAUCGCCGCCUCUUGGCCCAGUCGAAACAGAGUAUGAGUUGAUGACCAUUGCUGAGAUUGUGAAUGGCUGCCCGGACGGAUUCCCGGGUCUGAUCCCCCUGGUGGAGUCAUAUCUCAACAGCGUCAACGUCGAUGUCGAGACACGGUGCUUCCUUGCCAGCUACCUGGACCUAAUUCGCAAACGUGCUGACGGUACCCUGUGGACUGGAGCCAAGUGGAUCCGCGAGUUCGUGGCCAAGCACCCGAGUUAUAAGCAUGACAGCGUUGUUUCUGAAGAAAUCACCUACGAUCUCGUCAAAGCAGUUGAGGAGGUGACUGCCAAGGAAGGCAAAAAUGGCAGCAUUGGUUGGGAGCUUCUGCGGGGCAGAAAGAAUUAG